AUGUAUUACGAGAACGCAUGUAUUCCUGUUGCAGACAACGUCGUUAGCGCGCUAUAUGGAUGGGGAUUCGGAAUGAAGAGGCAAGCGAUAUCGAGGACGAUCAGUACGUUGAAGGACAACAAAGUAACGCUAAGCAACAUUCCCGAAUUCGACGAAUUGGCGAGGCUGAGAGAUGGCAGACUGUUUGUUCAGGAGCAAGAUCCACAGCUGCACAUUUAUUAUUCGGAGGAAGCUGUUGAGAAAAAGAAAAUGAAAACAGCUUGUAAACGAAUGAACACAGAUCUCACAACUAACGGAGAAAAGUAA
Molecule: messenger RNA, 306 nt
Organism: Ostertagia ostertagi
Lineage: Eukaryota; Metazoa; Nematoda; Chromadorea; Rhabditida; Trichostrongylidae
Source: the annotation of a GenBank genome assembly